Asparagus officinalis (garden asparagus) is the source of this 1350-nucleotide messenger RNA. RefSeq names its product maltose excess protein 1-like, chloroplastic. The annotation marks the transcript as partial. Gene Ontology annotation, cellular component: chloroplast envelope. Lineage: Eukaryota; Viridiplantae; Streptophyta; Magnoliopsida; Asparagales; Asparagaceae. The transcript has 9 exons. Gene Ontology annotation, molecular function: maltose transmembrane transporter activity. The record is from RefSeq and is a predicted model, not a curated record.
CCCCCUCCCUCCUCCUCCGCCGCCUCCCUCCCCCCUCCGCUUCCCGCCUCCGAGAAUGGUUUUGAUUCAAACUACUCGCAAUGGGAUUCGAUCACCGCCAAGUUCGCCGCCGCUGCAAAUGUGCCUUUCCUCCUCCUUCAACUACCUCAGAUUGUACUCAACGCUCAGAAUCUCCUCUCCAGCAACAAGGCCGCUCUCUUCGCCGUCCCCUGGCUCGGGAUGUUGACUGGAUUGCUCGGAAACUUAUCUCUUUUAUCUUAUUUCGCGAAGAAGAAGGAGACAGAGGCGGUCGUGGUACAAACCCUGGGAGUGAUCUCGACUUACGUGGUGAUCGCACAGCUGGCGAUGGCGGAAUCGAUGCCGCUGCCUCAUUUUGCUGUGACCUCGGCGGUUGUAAUCUCGGGCCUGUUCUUGAACUUCUUGAAUUACUUCGGGUGGUUGAGCGAAGGGGUUUGGAGGGCUUGGGAGGAUUUUAUCACUAUUGGGGGACUCUCUGUUCUUCCUCAGGUGAUGUGGUCGACAUUUGUUCCCUUUGUACCGAGUAGCAUAUUGCCAGGGAUGAUUGCUGGUAUUGUGGCGGUUGCAGCUGUCUUUAUGGCACGAGCAGGGAAGCUUUCUGAGCAAGGAACAAAGCUUGUUCAGUCAACAUCUGGAUGGACUGCCACUUUACUUUUCAUGUGGAUGCCUGUUGCUCAGAUGUGGACAAAUUAUCUAAAUCCAGAUAAUAUCAAAGGCUUAUCAGCUUUCACGAUGUUGCUUUCUAUGCUCGGAAAUGGUCUCAUGAUCCCGCGUGCCUUGUUCAUUCGCGACCUUAUGUGGUUCACUGGUUCUGCCUGGGCAUCUUUUCUACAUGGGUGGGGUAACCUGCUCUGCAUGUAUUGUUUCAGAAGUAUCAGCAAAGGAUUUUUCUUGGCAGCAACACUUGGAUUUUCUAUGUGGAUAGGACUGACUCUCUGGAGAGAUACUAUAGCAUGUGGAAACAGAUCUCCUAUGAAAUCCUUGAGGGAAUUAGUUUUUGGGCCAUGAUGCGAUUUGCUAUUGAGGUGAUACUUCGGUAUAGGUAUUCUGGACUGUUGAUCACUGGAUACUAUGUUUCUCCUGGAGAUUAUAAAAAAUAAAAACAAUUAUUGCCCAUGAUGGAGGUGAUUCCAGGAGCUUGUUCUAACAAUUGUACUUAUGUCUGCUUCCAGGUAAGCUUCACUCAGCCAUAAUACCAAGGGCUAUACGCAGAGGUUUUGUUGCUCUUGUACUUGUAUAACAGAUGUAUGUCCAUAGAGCUAUAUUGUUUCGUUGAUCGAUGUAAUAAUAACUGAAAAAAGUAUGUAGAAUAAAAUUUCUUUCUAGUACCAA